UAGAAAACAGCCACACACACGCACUCACGGCAGCUUCAUAUGACACGGUGCGGACCUGCGGAUUUCCAAACACAUAUGUGCUAUUUCUCGCGUGAAAAGGCGCUCUUUUUACACUUUAAAACAUUAUUUGAAAUUUCCUCUUCCAUCCCGGGCUGUGUGGGAUGUGCGCGACUUUUCAACUUUAGCUGCUUGGAUGGUUUCAGGAGCGCUUCCAAGUGCGCAAAAACGUGCCCGACUGCCAUUGAACCGACUGAUGCCCCCCUCUCUGUCUGAGUCGCAGUGAAUCAUGUCACGCCGGAAGCAGAAGCGACCCCAGCAUCUAGUUAACGCGGAUCCGGGGGGCCCAAGGCUGCUAUCUCACGAUGAUCACCUGGGCAUGAAGUCACCAUCCACAUCUCUUGGCUCAGAAGUGACCUCAUCAGGGUCCUCCUCCUCAUCCCCCACCUCUCUACAAGACUGCCAGCCGCCUCUGGCCCCUCGCCCAUCCCCUGGUGGGCUCCACGCGCCCUCCUUGCCCAGCGAGAGCUCGCCUCCUCCCCACUGGCCCAGCCACAUCGCCCCCUUCACCACCUCCCUCCCGAACACCCACUCCUCCCUCUCCCCAGACUUCCCUCACCCGUCGCUGUCCUCCCAGACUCACUCGCCCCCUCCCCUGGGUCAAACCUCAGGUUCCCACAGCCUGGCCCACCAAGGGAACUCUCACUCCACCAUGACCUCCCCGACGAUGGGCAGCUCGGCCGCCACCACUACCUCCUCCUCCUCUUCCUCCUCCCUGUCUUCUCAGUAUGUGGCGCCUCACCGCGACAGCUCCAGUCCGGGUCACCAGCAGACCUCCGGCUCCCCGGGGCAGCAGGUGUCGCCCACUCUAGCCGUGCUCUUGGAGGAGCUGAGGGUUUUGCAGCAGAGGCAAAUCCACCAGAUGCAGAUAACGGAGGAGAUCUGUCGGCACGUUCUGAGGCUCGGAGGUGCCGUCUUCGGCCAAGAUAAUAACUCACAGGCCAGCGGUGCGGACAGCAACCAGAAGUCCACCGGAGCAUCGUCCUCGUCCCCGACACACCCCUCCACCGCCACGCCGGUCACCACAGCCUCCUCGCUCCUGACUGGCCUCCCGUCGUCCCUCUUCCCCCAGCCGUCCGUCUCUAAAUCCGGUGCUUCACAUGUCAAUGGCAGCCGAGCUUCAUCCUCCUCUACCUCUUCCUCAUCUGUUUCAUCCACCAUCAGCUCUUCUGUUGCCUCCCUGCACCCGCUGUCCCUGUCACUGGGCUUACCGCCGCGCUACCUCCACGAGAAAUCCUCCAACACCUCCUCGUUCGGCCACAGCAACGGCAUGAGUUUCUCCACCCCUCCCCUUCCCGCGGCCAGCCAUUCCCAGGAGUCCCAGCCCAGCUCCUCCCUGGGCUCCGCAGCCUCCUCAUCAGGGCGCCCUCAGCACGUGUGCCGUUUUUGCGGGAAGGUGCUAAGCAGCGAUUCGUCGCUCCAGAUCCAUCUGAGGUCGCACACAGGCGAACGGCCCUACCAGUGUCCCGUCUGCUUGAGCCGCUUCACCACCAGAGGGAACCUCAAAGCCCAUUUCCUGCGGCACAGAGAGCAGAACCCGGAGCUGUCCCUCUCCCUGCUGCCGCCGGCGCUGUCCGAGCAGACGCAGAGCGCUCCGGGUGCCAUGCAGAGGAGGAGGAAGCGGCGGGCUGACGACGACGAGCCGUUCAACGGAGUGAAAGGAAGCAUUCCUGGGAUGACGGAGAACAUGGCUCUAGGGUUCCUGUCUGCUGCGUCCCCUCGGCCUUCACCUUCCUCUCUACCUCUGCCCCCCUCAGUGGACAUGGCGCUGCUGUCCACAGCCCACUCCCUGCUCCAGCUCAACAGAGCCUCGGCUGCAGCUGCUGCCGGCGCGUCCAGCACCGGGCUGCCUCCCUCCUCUUCCUCCUCGUCCUCCUCCUCCUCCAUGGGCGGCCAGUUCAAAGGAGCAAAGCAGCAGCGGUUUGAUGAAAACACACCUCCUCACUCCUCCCUCCAUUCAACCUCCCCGUACUCCCAACUGGCCCACCUACCCAAGAUCCUCUUCCCUGGAGGUACCUCCCCUCACCACCUUGCACUUCUUCGGCCCCCUGGCCACCCAUCCGCCUCCCACCUCGCUUCGCCUCACCAGCUGCCCUUCCCCUUCCCACCUUUCCCCAAACCGUCAACCUCCUCCCCGUCUUCGUCCUCUCCCGCCUCCUCCACCCAGACCUCAGACACCUCCAAGCUGCAGCGCCUGGUGCAGAAGCUUGAAAAGCAUCCACAGGGAGGCGCCUCCUCCAGCUCCUCACUAAGCUCUGCUGAAGCCAACGGGGACACACAAGGACAGGACCUGUCCACCACCUCCAGUGCCUAUCGCAGGGAAAUGCUCGCUGCUCUCGGCCUGAGCCCAAGUGCCAAUGCUAUUGGACUAAUGACCAGCCAGGGACUCUCAGGUUCUGGCACCACGACUACCACGACGACCCAUUCCCUGCCCACCGCCCAGGCCGCUAACCAGUGUGGAGUGUGUCUGCGUGUUCUCAGCUGCCCCAGAGCGCUGCGUUUGCACCAGGCCACACAUCUGGGAGAGCGCCCAUUCCCUUGUAAGCUGUGCGGCCGUUCCUUCUCCACCAAGGGCAGCCUCAGAGCCCACCUGGCCACCCACCGCGCAAGACCGGCCAACUCCCGUGCCUUGAACUCCUGCCCGUUGUGCCCGCGCAAGUUCACCAAUGCCUUGGUCCUUCAGCACCACAUCCGCCUGCACCUCGGAGGGCAAAUACCGCCUGAUGAGGACAUGCCUCCUGAAGAUGCUGCAGAAACAGAAGCUGCUGUCUUUAACGAGAAUAACUCCCCAUCUAAAGCCCAGCAGCUCCUUCCUCUGGCCUUAACAACAAACUCCAAGUCUCCAACUCUCAACUCAGGCUCGUCCAAGAAAUCCACAGCUGCUGAUGCCACAUCUGUGAAGACGGAGGAAUCAGAGGGCUCCACGCCCAGUGUCAGCCCACCCUUGACCCGUAAUCCCCCCUCAGCGGGAGCCGAGGACCCCCUGCGUCUGGGAGACGACGCCCCAGCCGAUGUCAGUCCCACCAGCGGCUCCGCGUACUCUGAGGAGGAGACCCACGCUGACCCGGGCAGCACCAGCCCUUUCAAAGCACCCUUAGCUAGCUCUCAUUCAGGGGUGGUGAAUGGAGACGCAGAUGACGCCCCUCUUUCCCUCUGCGUUUCAAAGCCGGGAGUAGAAAACGACACGCCGCACACGGGGGUAAAUACUGACGAAGCCUGCACAGACAAACCCGCCGCAAGUCUUGAUUCCAACCCCAAACCGCCAGCUGCAAACCCCUCACCUGCACUCACCCCGCCUGCUAGCCCCAAAGCUGCCCCCGAAGCAGAGGCAGCCGGUGGCAGCGCGCCGCAGGAGCCACCGGAGAGCGACGAGGCCCAAAGCAACGACAAGAACGAGGCGGAGCUGGAGCCAGAGCCGGAGAAGGAUGCGGCAGUGGAGGAGGGUCACGGCGUGCAAGAGAAGCCCUCAGAGGACCCGGAGGAGCCCUCCGUCCCAGCACCGGCACCCAACACGCAGCCCCCCCGCCCCGAUAAACCCUACAGCUGCUCCCAGUGCGGGAAGGCGUACGCCAGCCGGAGCGGACUAAAGUGUCAUCUACAGGUUCACACUGGAGAGAAACCUUACAGCUGUGACCAAUGUGGGAACACUUUCACCAGGGCACAGAGCCUGAGAGAACAUCAACGCAUUCAUACUGGAGAGAAACCGUACAGCUGUGACCAGUGUGGGAAGACUUUCACCAGGGCACAGAACCUGAGAGAACAUCAACGCAUUCAUACUGGAGAGAAACCGUACAGCUGUGACCAGUGUGGGAACACUUUCACCGCCGCACAGCACCUGAGAACACAUCAACGCACUCAUACUGGAGAGAAACCGUAUGGCUGCGACCAAUGUGAUAAAACCUUUUCGCAAUCGAGUAACCUUGAUGUUCACCGCCGCAUUCAUACUGGAGAAAAACCGUACAGCUGUGACCAGUGUGGGAACACUUUCACCACUGCACACCAUCUGAAACUGCAUCAACGCAUUCACACUGGAGAGAAACCGUACAGCUGUGACCAAUGUGGGAACACUUUCACCACUGCACGGUCCCUGAGACAGCAUCAACACAUUCAUACUGGUGAGAAACCGUACAGCUGUGACCAGUGUGGGAAGACUUUCACCACUGCACGGUCCCUGAGACAGCAUCAACACGUUCAUACUGGUGAGAAACCGUACAGCUGUGACCAGUGUGGGAACACUUUCACCAGGGCACAGAACCUGAGAGAACAUCAACGCAUUCAUACUGGAGAGAAACCGUACAGCUGUGACCAGUGUGGGAACACUUUCACCAGGGCACAGAACCUGAGAGAACAUCAACGCAUUCAUACUGGAGAGAAACCGUACAGCUGUGACCAGUGUGGGAACACUUUCACCAGGGCACAGAACCUGAGAGAACAUCAACGCAUUCAUACUGGAGAGAAACCGUAUGGCUGCGACCAAUGUGAUAAAACCUUUUCGCAAUCGAGUAACCUUGAUGUUCACCGCCGCAUUCAUACUGGAGAGAAACCGUACAGCUGUGACCAGUGUGGGAACACUUUCACCACUGCACACCAUCUGAAACUGCAUCAAUGCAUUCACACUGGAGAGAAACCGUACAGCUGUGACCAAUGUGGGAACACUUUCGCCACUGCACGGUCCCUGAGACAGCAUCAACACAUUCAUACUGGUGAGAAACCGUACAGCUGUGACCAGUGUGGGAAGACUUUCACCACUGCACGGUCCCUGAGACAGCAUCAACACAUUCAUACUGGUGAGAAACCGUACAGCUGUGACCAGUGUGGGAACACUUUCACCACUGCACGGUCCCUGAGACAGCAUCAAAACAUUCAUACUGGAGAGAAACCAUACAGCUGUGCCCAGUGUGAUAAAACCUUUUCGCAUAGGAGUUCCCUUUAUAUUCACAGACGCAUUCACACUGGAGAGAAACCAUACGGCUGUGACCAGUGUGGGAACACUUUCACCACGGCACAGCACCUGAGACUGCAUCAACGCAUUCACACUGGAGAGAAACCAUACAGAUGUGACCAGUGUGAUAAAACAUUUUCGCAUAAGGGUACUCUUGAUUAUCAUCGACGUGUUCACUCUGGAGAGAAACCGUACAACUGUGAUCAGUGUGAGACCGCUUUCACCACAGCACAGAACCUGAAAACACAUCGACGUAUUCACACUGGAGAGAAACCAUACAGAUGUGACCAGUGUCAUAAAACCUUUUCGCAAAGGGGUAAUCUAGAUGUACAUUUCCGCAUCCAUACUGGAGAGAGACCUUACAGCUGUGACCAAUGUGGCAACACUUUCCGUCAAAUAAAGAACCUGAGAAUGCAUCAACGCAUCCAUACUGGAGAGAAACCUUACAGCUGUGACCAAUGUGGCAACACUUUCAGUCAAAUACGGAGCCUGAGAAUGCACCAACGCAUCCAUACUGGAGAGAAACCUUACAGCUGUGACCAAUGCAACAAGUCCUUUGCUCAAAAGAGUGCCUGGAGGACCCACACAAAUGGUCAUACUGGAGAGAAACCAUACAGCUGUGACAAAUGUAACAAGUCCUUUGCUGCACAGAGUUCCUUGAGCGUCCACAAGCAUGUUCAUACUGGAGAGAAACCAUACAGCUGUGACCAAUGUAACAAGUCCUUUGCUCAACAGAGUAAUCUUGAAGUCCACCGACGCAUUCACACUGGAGAGAAGCCGUACCCCUGUGACCAAUGUGGGAAAACCUUUACUCAGAGUUCUCACCUUAAAACUCACCAACGGGUUCACACUGGAGAGAAACCCUACCGUUGUUUGCUCUGUGACAAAUCCUUCACAACAGCUGGAAGUUUAAAGAUACAUCUACGGAUUCACACUGGAGAGAAGCCGUACAGCUGUGACCAAUGUGGGAAAGCUUUUACCUGGGCACAGAGCCUUAGACAACAUAAACUAAUUCACUCUGGAGAGAAGCCGUACAGCUGUGACCAGUGUGGGAAAGCUUUUAACACUGCAAAGCACCUGAAACGGCAUCAACGCAUUCACACUGGAGAGAAGCCGUACAGCUGUGACCGAUGUGGGAAAGCUUUUACCACUGCACAGCACCUGAAAGGGCAUCAACGCAUUCACACUGGAGAGAAGCCGUACAGCUGUGACCAAUGUGGGAAAGCUUUCACCUGGACACAGAGCCUUAGACAACAUAAACUAAUUCACUCUGGAGAGAACCCGUACAGCUGUGACCAGUGUGGGAAUUCUUUCACCACUGCACAGCACCUGAAACAGCAUCAGCGCAUUAACACUGGAGAGAAGCCAUACAGCUGUGACCAGUGUGGGAACACUUUCACCACUGCAUGGGACCUAAAACGGCAUCACCGCAUUCACACUGGAGAGAAGCCAUACAGCUGUGACCAGUGUGGGAAAGCUUUCAAUCGGGCAGGUAACCUGAAACAACAUCAACUCAUUCAUUCUGGAGAAAAACUGUACAGUUGUGAUAAGUGUGGGAGAGCUUUCAACAACUCACCGAACCUGAGACAGCAUAAACGAAUUCACACUGGAGAGAAGCCGUACAGCUGUGAUCAGUGUGGGAAUUCUUUCACUCAGGCACGUCACCUGAGAAGGCAUGAACUCAUUCACACUGGAGAGAAGCUGUACCUCUGUGACCAGUGUGGGAAAGCUUUUUCCACGGCAUGUAACCUGAAAAAACAUCAAUACGUUCAUACUGGAGAGAAACCGUACAGCUGUGACCAAUGUCAGAAAACCUUUGUCUCCACAGAUCAUCUAAAAUGCCACAGACGUGUUCACACUGGAGAGAAACCGUACUGGUGUGAACAAUGUGGGAAAACAUUUUCAAAACGUAAUUCCCUUGAUUCUCACCGACGUGUUCAUAAUGGGGAGAAACCGUACUGCUGUGACCAAUGUGGGAAAGCUUUCACCACGGCACAGGUCCUGAGACAACAUCAACGUGUUCACACUGGAGAGAAACCGUACAGCUGUGAGCAGUGUGAGAAAACUUUUUCACAAAGAGGUCACCUUGUUGCUCACCGACGCGUUCACACUGGAGAGAAGCCCUACAGCUGUGACCAAUGUGGGAGUGAUUUCACCACGGCAAAGAGCCUGAGACAACAUAAACUAAUUCACUCUGGAGAGAAGCCGUACAGCUGUGACCAGUGUGGGAACGCUUUCACCACGGCACAGGUCCUGAGACAACAUCAACGUGUUCACACUGGAGAGAAACCGUACAGCUGUGAGCAGUGUGAGAAAACUUUUUCACAAAAAGGUCACCUUGUUGCUCACCGACGCGUUCACACUGGAGAGAAGCCCUACAGCUGUGACCAGUGUGGGAGUGAUUUCACCACGGCACAGAGCCUAAGACGACAUCAACGUGUUCACACUGGAGAGAAACCGUACAGCUGCGACCAGUGUGGUAAUACUUUUUCACAAAGUGACCACCUUAAUGUUCACCGACGUGUUCACACUGGAGAGAAACCGUACAGCUGCGACCAGUGUGGUAAUACUUUUUCACAAAGUGACAGCCUUAAUGUUCACCGACGGGUUCACACUGGAGAGAAGCCCUACAGCUGUGACCAGUGUGGGAGUGAUUUCACCACGGCACAGAGCCUGAGACGACAUCAACGUGUUCACACUGGAGAGAAACCAUACUGGUGUGAACAAUGUGGGAAAACCUUUUCACAAAGUGGUGACCUUAAAGUCCACUUACGAGUUCACACUGGAGAGAAACCAUACUGGUGUGACCAGUGUGGGAGUGAUUUCACCACGGCACAGAGCCUGAGACGACAUCAACGUGUUCACACUGGAGAGAAACCGUACAGAUGUAGCCAGUGUGGUAAUACCUUUUCACAAAGUGACCACCUUAAUGUUCACCGACGUGUUCACACUGGAGAGAAACCAUACUGGUGUGAACAAUGUGGGAAAACCUUUUCACAAAGUGGUGACCUUAAAGUCCACUUACGAGUUCACACUGGGGAGAAACCUUACAGCUGUGACCAGUGUGGGAACGUCUUCACCACGACACAGAGCCUGAGACAACAUCAACGCAUUCAUACUGGAGAGAAACCGUACAGCUGUGACCAGUGUGGGAACACUUUCACCACAACACAGACCCUGAGGCAACAUUAUCGUAUUCAUACUGGGGAGAAACCGUACAGCUGUGACCAGUGUGGGAGCGCUUUCACCAUGGCAACGACCCUGAGACGACAUCAACGCAUUCACACUGGAGAGAAGCCGUACAGCUGUGACCAAUGUGGGAAAGCUUUCACCACGGCACAGAGCCUGAGAAACCAUGAACGUAGUCAUACUGGAGAGAAACUGUACAACUGUGAUCAAUGUGUAAAAGCUUUCACCACAUCACAGGGCCUGAGACAACAUCAACCCAUUCACAUUGGAGCAAAGCCGUACGGCUGCUACCAAUGUCGGAAGGCUUUCACCACAGCACAGAAUCUGAGAGAACAUAUACAAGUUCACAUGGGAGAGAAACCGUACUGGUGUGAACAAUGUGGGAAAAGGUUUUCUCGGAGUAGUCACCUUAAAGUUCACCAACGCAUUCACACUGGAGAGAAACCGUACUGGUGUGAACAAUGUGGGAAAAGGUUUUCUCAGAGUAGUUCCCUUAAAGUUCACCAACGCAUUCACACUGGAGAGAAACCUUACUGGUGUGAGCAAUGUGGGAAAAUGUUUUCUCAGACUGCUGCAUAUUUAAAGGUACAUUUCCGCAUCCAUACUGGAGAGAGACCUUACAGCUGUGACCAAUGUGGCAAAACUUUCAAUGAGAUGCAGAACCUGAGAAUGCAUCAACGAAUCCAUACUGGAGAGAAACCUUACAGCUGUGACCAAUGUGGCAACACUUUCAGUAAAAUAAAUAGCCUGAGAAUGCACCAACGCAUCCAUACUGGAGAGAAACCUUACAGCUGUGACCAAUGCAACAAGUCCUUUGCUCAAAAGAGUGCAUGGAGGACCCACACAAAUGUUCAUACUGGAGAGAAACCAUACAGCUGUGACAAAUGUAACAAGUCCUUUGCUGCACAGAGUUCCUUGAGGGUCCACAAGCAUGUUCAUACUGGAGAGAAACCAUACAGCUGUGACCAAUGUGGAAAAUGUUUUCGUGUCAAAAGUCAUCUUAAUGUCCACCGACGCAUUCACACUGGAGAGAAGCCGUAUCCUUGUGACCAAUGUGGGAAAACCUUUUCUCAGAGUUCUCACCUUAAAACUCACCAACUGGUUCACACUGGAGAGAAACCCUACCACUGUCAGCUCUGUGACAAAUCCUUCACAACAGCUGGAAGUUUAAAGAUACAUCUACGGGUUCACACUGGAGAGAAGCCGUACAGCUGUGACCAAUGUGGGAAAGCUUUUACCUGGGCACAGAGCCUUAGACAACAUAAACUAAUUCACUCUGGAGAGAAGCCGUACAGCUGUGACCAGUGUGGGAAAGCUUUUACCACUGCAAAGCACCUGAAACGGCAUCAACGCAUUCACACUGGAGAGAAGCCGUACAGCUGUGACCAAUGUGGGAAAGCUUUUACCACUGCACAGCACCUGAAAGGGCAUCAACGCAUUCACACUGGAGAGAAGCCGUACAGCUGUGACCAAUGUGGGAAAGCUUUCACCUGGACACAGAGCCUUAGACAACAUAAACUAAUUCACUCUGGAGAGAACCCGUACAGCUGUGACCAGUGUGGGAAUUCUUUCACCACUGCACAGCACCUGAAACAGCAUCAACGCAUUAACACUGGAGAGAAGCCAUACAGCUGUGACCAGUGUGGGAACACUUUCACCACUGCAUGGGACCUAAAACGGCAUCACCGCAUUCACACUGGAGAGAAGCCAUACAGCUGUGACCAGUGUGGGAAAGCUUUCAAUCGGGCAGGUAACCUGAAACAACAUCAACUCAUUCAUUCUGGAGAAAAACUGUACAGUUGUGAUAAGUGUGGGAGAGCUUUCAACAACUCACCGAACCUGAGACAGCAUAAACGAAUUCACACUGGAGAGAAGCCGUACAGCUGUGAUCAGUGUGGGAAUUCUUUCACUCAGGCACGUCACCUGAGAAGGCAUGAACUCAUUCACACUGGAGAGAAGCUGUACCUCUGUGACCAGUGUGGGAAAGCUUUUUCCACGGCAUGUAACCUGAAAAAACAUCAAUACGUUCAUACUGGAGAGAAACCGUACAGCUGUGACCAAUGUCAGAAAACCUUUGUCUCCACAGAUCAUCUAAAAUGCCACAGACGUGUUCACACUGGAGAGAAACCGUACUGGUGUGAACAAUGUGGGAAAACAUUUUCAAAACGUAAUUCCCUUGAUUCUCACCGACGUGUUCAUAAUGGGGAGAAACCGUACUGGUGCGAAAUAUGUGGGAAAAAGUUUUCCUGGAUUGGUACCCUUAAAACACAUCAGCACACUCACACAAAGUCUUUCUAAGUGUUUUUAGAGCCACGCCAGCUGCUUCAUGCCUCCUCUCCAUGUACUGUGUUGUUUUAUUCUGAACUUGUCUCUGAAACUAAAGACUGACAGCAGUAACUGAGUCUGACUGAGGUGGUUUGAUCCAGUGAGGAGGAAGAGGAGAUGAAUAAACAGAGACACAAAAACACUCCAGAGUUCAAACUUAGACUGAACAAGCCUUUAUUCUUGUGGAAUUAUGAAAAAAAUCAAAAUAUCAUUUUAAACAUUGAUCUAUUGUUACUUUCAUUCUCAGCAUCAACAUGGUCAUUAUUAUUAAUGAUCUGACACCAGUAACACAAUAAAUAUCAUUAAAACAUGCACAGCCUGUAAUCGGUGCUGGAAUGUAACUCAUCACAUUUGUUCAAGUACUGUACUUAAGCAACGUUUUUUGGGAGUCGUAAGUUGAAUAUUUCCAUUUUAAAUCACUCUAUACUCAUUAUGCACUACAUUUAACUGGCAUCUUUAGUUAUUUUACCAGUUGAGAUUUAACAUGAAUUUUUUUUAAAUGUUCAAUUAUUGAAGAUUCUUACAUGAAUCCAGGAUUAAAAAACUGGAAAAAAUACAUUUUUUAUCUGGAUUUUUAUUCUGUGUUAUGUUUUUAUAUUUAGAAUUUUUAUUUUAUUUAAAUUUGUUGACUUUUUUUUAAUCUUGCCAUAUAUAUUGAUGGGGAUAUAUUGAUUUGAUAAACUCUGUAACUACUAAACUCUGUAACUUCAGUUCCUUUGAGUUAAGUUCUCCACGUCAGCAGUGUUUGCAUUACUGCUGGAAAACAUGUUUAUAUGUCUGGAUCGAUACAGAUGUUCACAUCUGCACUGACUCACCAAACAUGGAUCAUCACACGUCUCCAGCUUGGAGGGACAAAGUGCGUCUCUCUGCAAAUAACAUCUGCGUGCCAUCGGACCAUCAACUCAAUGAAUUCUUGUAACUUGGUCAGAUCUUCUUGAUCCUAUUUGGCUGAUAGAACUCUGUCCCUAUCCAGCUGAACAGUGUGAUGUGACUCUGUUUCUACAUGAUUGAUAUUCUUGUCUGACUUGUAUACUCAUCAUAAUCUUUGUAUUUUUUCUAUAUGUUAUCUUGUAUUAAAAUUACUUAAAGAAAAGCAUGUUUUAAAUACUUUUUAUUUCUAACUAAGGAAUCAUUUGUUAAAUUCCUCAAUAAAUUAGUACAUAACAGCAUAUUCUGUAGUUAAAAUGAGCCCUAUGCUGACAACAGUAAAAUGCUGCUCACAUGAAGCAGCUCCUUCAUCUGGAUUUUAAUGUUUCUUAAUAUUACCGUCAGUGGAAGAAAAUGAGCUGAACUCGGCUCUUUAUAAUGUGUCAGUUUUGCAUUUCCUCUUAAUGCUUUUAUUGUUUUAACUGAAGUACUUUGAAUGUUCGUUGUCUUUCCCCUGUUAGCACACACUUUACAAAAGGGGAAACAAAACCAUGUAGAUGUGUUUGUCAUGGAGAUUAAACAGUAUGAAGAAAAUAUAUAAUAUUGUUAGUUAACUGGUGUAUAAUUGGCAUUUGUGUAAUUUUGCUUCUCUUUCUGGAAACAAGAUGUUUUUACAUCCUGUCUAUAGUUAAAUGUUUUAAUCAAUUUUAA
Messenger RNA from Centropristis striata (black sea bass), 12091 nucleotides. RefSeq lists its product as uncharacterized. NCBI's taxonomy places the organism in Eukaryota, Metazoa, Chordata, Actinopteri, Perciformes, Serranidae. The record is from RefSeq and is a predicted model, not a curated record. Gene Ontology annotation, cellular component: nucleus. Gene Ontology annotation, molecular function: RNA polymerase II transcription regulatory region sequence-specific DNA binding; DNA-binding transcription factor activity, RNA polymerase II-specific. The transcript is spliced from 10 exons. Gene Ontology annotation, biological process: regulation of transcription by RNA polymerase II. Bases 287 to 10486 code for a protein of 3399 amino acids.